Suillus plorans is the source of this 228-nucleotide messenger RNA. RefSeq lists its product as uncharacterized. The coding region runs from base 1 to 228 and encodes 75 amino acids. The record is from RefSeq and is a predicted model, not a curated record. The transcript has 2 exons. Lineage: Eukaryota; Fungi; Basidiomycota; Agaricomycetes; Boletales; Suillaceae.
AUGGAGAACUCUCGACCCAUAUCGGCAUCAUCCACUCUCGCAUUCUCUGUCAGUACUGCCAUAACAUUCACACUCUCUAUUGACCUGCGUUCAUGCAGGUCAUACACCAUCGUUGAUUUUCCUCUCGCGCGGGUUUCAAGUAAUGAUGAUGGCUGGGUGCCCGAUGAGUUUAACCUUUCUUCACAUAACUGGGAUUCACAACAGCAUCCUGGACAGCGUGAUGGAUAA